Messenger RNA from Dendronephthya gigantea, 1920 nucleotides. RefSeq names its product surfeit locus protein 1-like. Lineage: Eukaryota; Metazoa; Cnidaria; Anthozoa; Malacalcyonacea; Nephtheidae. Gene Ontology annotation, cellular component: membrane; mitochondrion. The record is from RefSeq and is a predicted model, not a curated record. The transcript has 7 exons. Gene Ontology annotation, biological process: mitochondrial respiratory chain complex IV assembly. The coding region runs from base 301 to 1107 and encodes 268 amino acids.
UCUGUUAGAGGAUCGAUUUUAGAGUAUAGAAUUGCCCCGUUCAAAACAAGGUACAUUUAUCUAUAAGACUAUAUGGCAUUCACUGUUAAGAGUUGGGUUGGCACUUGACAGGGUAUUUCAUAAUUGCACCGCGAACUGUGUCUGUGCAAGUGGAAAUCACCCCUAGUUACUGAAAUAAGAAGAACACCUUCUCCAGGUAUUAUAUAGCUCAGUGGUGAAGUUGUUGAAAUAACUGGGGUAUGCUGUAUAACCUUAUAUAAUCUAAGGAGUGUGUUCUUGGUUAUCCAGUGCGCUAUAUAAAUGGCCAUAUAUUCACUUAGAAGGUGGUCAUAUGCAUUUUCUCGAUGUAAAAUGGUUUUCAAGUUCUCAACAAGGAGUGCUAGCAUGACCUCAAAGAAUAGAGCACCUUUGCUUCUUACAGCAAUGCCUGUAAUUUCAUUUGGCCUGGGGACAUGGCAGGUGUAUCGAUUGCAGUGGAAGAAAUCGCUGAUUAAACAACUUGAGGAUAGAACUAUGAGAGAACCAUUGGAAAUAACAGAUAGCUUGGAAUUGCUCAAGGAUGAAAAAAUGCAGUACAGAAGAGUUAAAAUAAGAGGCACAUUUGACCAUUCCAAAGAGUUGCAUAUAUUUCCACGCUCGCAAAAUAAUGAUGGAAGAUCAGGAAUAAGGGGACCAAAUGCAACUGGUGCUCAAAUUGUUACUCCAUUUCGUUUGUCAUCAGGUGAAAUAAUCUUGGUAAAUAGAGGAUGGGUUGAAAAAUCCAAAAAGAAUCCUGUAACAAGACCAGAGGGUCAGGUUGUUGGUGAAGUAGAAUUAAUUGCUUUCAUUCGUCUAGGACAAAAGAGACCUCAGUUUGUUCCAAAGAAUGAUGUGGAGAAAAAUCACUGGCAUUAUUGUGAUUUGGAUCAAAUGGCGGAGGUUACUCAGUCGCUGCCCAUUCUAGUUGAUGCUGAUGCAGGAAGUACUUUUCCUGGAGGACCCAUUGGAGGACAAACAAGAGUUUAUCUGCGAAAUGAGCAUUUACAGUAUAUCUUUACAUGGUAUGGGCUUUCAUUUGCCACUGCUUUAAUGUUAUACAAAUUCCGAAAAUCAGGCAAAUGGAGAUGACGUAAUAUGUGAAAUGAACGACAUGUAAAAGUUCAACAUCUCUAGAAAAUAUAACAGGAAUUUAUGAAUAUAUAAAGUAUUGUAUAGUAGGCCAUACCACUCUUAACAGUGGUGGCAUUUUCAGUGAAUAAAGGUACAGAAGAACUAUCAGCGCCCAGCUAAAUUGCAUGUUUAAUAGGAGAGAAACGUAAUAUGUUUAAGAGUAGCCAUCUGCUAUUAAUUUAGUCAUCGCACUUCAGAUCCCUCCUCCUCAAAAGCGUAUAUAGAAAAAAAGAAGAAUGUUGAUAAAUGUGACUCGUCACGUCUUUCUAUAACCAACCUUAUUCAUUUUGAAAGACGACUAUAACAAGCUGAGGCACGCCUUAGAAAAUAAAAGGUCUCCCAGAAAUAGUUAUUUUACAAUAUAUUGAGUGGGGUUGAAAAUAGUGGGUGCAACUAUUCAGCUUUCAACAAAAUUGUUUGUUGGGCUGUACUAUAAAUAACCCAGUUAGAAAUCUUCAACUUCCUAAUUUUUGUUUUAUAAUUAUCGACUUAUUUUUGUUUGAUAAUUAUCGAGCAAAUCGUCAUAUAUUUAUUUGUAUUUGCUGUCUAUUUUGGAAAACAUAGUCAUAGCAUACAUUUAAAUAUUUCAAAGGCAUGUAUUCUAUUGCUAUGGUGACCUAAACAUACUUGUACGACUUAACAAUGACGUCACCGAACCCUCUAAGAGCAGCCGGAAAUUAGACAGUUCAUUAAGAAUUCCGUCUGGUAAGGAUACACCGGAUAACCGGUAUCGAGUAACAUCAAGCUUCAUAGCUUUAUCGUGAGGGGUGA